CAUAUAAACACGGUGUAACCACGAGGGUGUAAACAAACAACAAGCGUACCAUUACCACUUUUUUCCAGACACAGGCACAUGUACACAGGAUGGAGAUAUUAGGAAGCACGUUUGACGACUCGGUGUUCUCGGAGGCGAGGGACCGGGUGUCGGUGUCUCUGUCGUCCUAUAACGCCAAACUGUGUGAACCAGAGUGGUUCUGUGAGGGUGCAGCUCUGGACACUGAGGAUCCUCUGGAGAAGCAGAAAGUCUAUAAGUUUAGAGCUGACCUGGCUGUGAGACAGGGGGACUAUCAGAAAGCUUUGGAUGCGUACAGCAGCUGCCUGGAGUGGAUCGCUGACAACAACCUGACAAUCAGAAGAGAUGUACUGGAGGGAAUGGCCCGCUGCUGCACCAAACUGGGACAGCGAGUCAGGGCGCUGGACUUGGCUGACUUGCUGAGCAAAGACGCCUCCAACACGUGUCACCUGACCAGCCUCCUCCUGCUCAAGGUCAGCAUCUACCAGCAUUUUGGAGGCGUAGGAUCCAAGAUGUCCUCUCUGCAGCAGCUGUGUAGCCUGCUGCCCUUCAACCCCUGGCACUGGUACAACCUCGGGCAGACGUGUCUGCAGCUGCUGGAGAGUGACAGAACCACGGGACCGUGUUCCCCACAGAGGUGUGAAUCAGCAGAGCAGCAGCAUGAUGAAGUGACUGAGGAGCAGCAGGAGGAGGCAGCAGAGCUUGAUGAGGACAGAAUCUGGCUGAAAGCUUGCUCCUGUUUCAUCAGGACGAGACUCCUGUUGAGAAUCCUUCGGCAGCAGCAGUCCUCCUUUGUGCUGCAGCGCAGUGAAAAAACCCUACAGACUUUAGAUGAGGUGUUGCAGCGGCUAAAUCCCAAAGAAACAACCCUGCAGGCUCUCACUGAGGUGGUGUCAGAGGACCUGAUCCCGGAGAAGAUGAGAGAGGACUAUCAGGACGGGGAGAGUUUGGCUAGUGUGUGUCUGCAGAACUUCAGGGAGCGCUGGUGGAACAAGAUCUUACUGACCGGCGUGCUAGAGACUGAUGGCCCCCAGCGUCAGACAGACACAAAUUCUUGAUGCUCCAGUGAUUCCUGGCUGUUUGCAGGAAGAAAGGACUGAAGAUGGUUCUGUCACUGUGUUGAUCCCAUCAUAGAGCAAAAGAAACGGACCGAAUGAACCGAGUCAGGCCCAACUUCUAAGACAGAAGUGGAGACAUUAGGUCUGCUGAGCCUCACAACACAAGUCCCCAUACAUGUGGAAGUACACGAGUCACAAAAGCAAGUUAAAUAUUGACUUUAAACGCUGACAAAAAAAAAAAUCACAAUAUUCAAAAGUAUAAAUCACACCUACAGAAUGUUUCAUGUUCGCCUCUGAACUGCACAGUGAAUGUAGUCGGUAAUAACUUACUAUAUCCAACAAACCAGACAGACACAGAUAAUGUUUCAUCCACUUUAUACACUGUGUUAUAUAAUAUAUGACAGUGAUUCUGUUCUGCAUUGAGACUUUUUAAAUGUUCUGCCUAAAAUGUAACGUAUGCCUUAACAUUAAAACAAUUUUAUUUUGUGAAAUAUUCAACUUUUA
Morone saxatilis (striped sea-bass) is the source of this 1580-nucleotide messenger RNA. RefSeq lists its product as uncharacterized. Lineage: Eukaryota; Metazoa; Chordata; Actinopteri; Moronidae. The transcript is spliced from 8 exons. Bases 90 to 1076 code for a protein of 328 amino acids. Gene Ontology annotation, molecular function: protein binding. The record is from RefSeq and is a predicted model, not a curated record.